AUGGCGGCCACGGCGGCCGAGGAGCCGCAGGAGCCCCGACGGGGCGUCGACGGCGAGCUGAGCGGACUCGACCCCGGCCCCGGGUCGUGUGAAGCGGCGCCCGCCCGCGAACCGGUGCCCACGGAGAUGCCGGCGGCGGCGGAGGCGGAGUCCUCGUCGAUGAGAAAGCUUGGGCGGCUCUUCAGGCUCACCGAAGUGCACCUCUGGGAUGAUUUUUAUGUGAAGCCUCACGAUUGGCGUGCCACUGAGACGGUUGGUUGCACGGGAUCUCAAACAGCCAAAACCCGCAACAAAGCAGCCAAGCAGACAGAUGAAGACCAUUCAUUUGUUGAAGAUAUGGAAUUGGCUAGUCUCAUGGGUUCUUUGGGGCUUCCUGUUUCAUUCAGCACAAGGAAAGAGAAAAAGAAGACACCUGCCAAGGGUAAGCAUCAGGGACGACAAGCACCAUAUGAAGCGGCAAGUACUCCAAUGGAUGAUAAUGUAAGGACAUGCACAGAUUCUGAAGAACUGGAACACGUUCAGGAGUCGAUGGAUUGCAUGGAGCAAACAAACUCAUGCGUUUCAUCUAGGACUACUGCGGGUUACAGUGAAGCCUACCAUGGUGAUGUUGAAAAGACGCUUGGUGAAGUCAGUGUUAAUCAGUGUGAACCAAAUGGUAACAUGAGCAGUCCAGUAAAAUCAGGCUCUCCUGUUCAACAAAAUGAAGCUGCGGACAGUUUUAUGCAGUUGAACAAAGUGAUGCUGGGGCGAAAUUCUGUUGAUAAUGAAUCUAUAAUGUCCUGUGCUGAACUUUGUCAUGAAGAAAAAUCGUCUGAAAGAGAAGAUACAAUAUCUGGGGAGACUCCACUCACGUCCCAUGAUAAUGAUGAUCCAUGUCCAGCAGAACCAUCUCCUGUUAAUAAUCAUGUUGAAAACUCUGGCUCUGAUUUUUACUAUGAAUGCGGAGAUUGGCAGGUUCUUUGGGAUCAGUUCUAUAGUCGGUAUUACUAUUACAACAUCCUGACACAGGAAUCUACAUGGGAUCCCCCUCAAGGAUUGGAGGAUUUUGCAUCAUAUUGUAGCACAUAUUCAUCUCAAGGGUUGGAUGAACAAGUAUCACAACUGACAAGCACACUCGUGGAAGAACACAAUCAAAUCAAUGCAAAGCUUGACAAAUCAUCUGGAGUUUUAUCCUGUGUCAAGCAUUAUAUCUCACAACCUGAUGAAGAUGUUGUACAAUAUGGAGCUAACGCGAGCCCAUGUGACAAUGGAGAAACAACAUUUGAUCAGGCUGGUGACAACGGCCAUCUAGAUGAGCAGAGGCAUGAUCUUUAUUACAAUGAAGCACAAAGUUUAUCAGACAUUCCUGAUAAAGAGUCGAUAUAUCCAAGUGUGAUAGCUACCAUCGAUGAAGUACAAGAUGGUGAAAAUAUGCAGAAUGAUAGUUCAGUGGCUGAAGUGUUAGAAGUGAGCCAGGAAGCUACCACCACCAAAAAGAAAAAGAGAGUAAGGAGAUCUCAAUCGUCUCAUUCAUGUCAGGACUUGGCAGAAAACAUUUCCAAUGACAUCGCCAAGUAUUGGAAUCAGCGGUACUCGCUUUUCUCCCUUUUUGAUAGUGGUAUAAAGAUGGAUGAAGAGGGGUGGUUUUCAGUAACGCCAGAGCCCAUUGCAAAGCAUCAUGCAUCUCGUGUUGGUGCAGGCAUAUUGAUUGACUGUUUCACGGGAGUAGGUGGAAAUACCAUCCAGUUUGCCACAAAGUGUAAGCAUGUUGUUUCUGUUGACAUUGACCCACAGAAGAUUGAUUGUGCACAGCAUAAUGCAACUGUUUAUGGAGUCAAUGAUCAUAUAGACUUCAUUAUAGGAGAUUUUAUCCGUAUAGCACCUCAUCUGAAGGGGGAAACUGUCUUCAUGUCACCUCCAUGGGGUGGACCGGACUAUGCAAAAGUAGAUGUGUAUGACGUCAAAACCAUGCUUAAGCCUUGUGAUGGGUACCAUCUCUUCAAAGUUGCCACGGCGAUCGCUUCGAGAGUAGUCAUGUUCCUUCCUCGCAACAGUGACCUAGACCAGCUGGCGGACAUGUGCUUGUCGAUCGAUCCUCCAUGGGCGGUUGAGGUGGAGAAGAAUUACCUCAAUGGGAAGCUGAAAGCCAUAACGGCAUACUUUGAGGAACAGGGCAGCGCAGACGAAAACUGCACUCUUCGUGAACACCGAUGA
Messenger RNA from Triticum turgidum subsp. durum (durum wheat), 2193 nucleotides. Lineage: Eukaryota; Viridiplantae; Streptophyta; Magnoliopsida; Poales; Poaceae. The record is from the annotation of a GenBank genome assembly.